GGGGAAGGGGGGCUGGAGGGAGAAGGGAGGACUUAAAGGCACAGGGCCCUCUUAUCCCUUUAAAAUCUGGCCAGGGCUCUGCCCUGCCCUACCCCACUCUGCCCCACUCAUAAUUUCAGAUGGGAUGGGGGCUGAGAUGUGGACCCAACCACAACGCACCCUGCAAGAAACCCGACCUCUUCUUUCUGCUUCUUGGUUUAUGAGUGAAAUGGGAAGACAUACCUCCCAAGCCUGAGCAUAAACAUCCUUCCGGGACCCUGGCCCUUCUCUGGGUCUGGGGAAGACAGAAUAGUUCAUGGCACAGAGACCUACAUCAGCGCUCUCUGUACAGCUCUUGGCCUCUCCCUGUGGACUAUCCCGCUUCCCACAGGUGACUUCCUCUCUGAGUCUGUUUCCACAUCUGCAAAAAGGAGGCUGUGACAUCUGCGGCCCCUUGGCUGUAGGGAUAAUGGUUGCUGAGCCAGGCUGACUGUGCCCACCGCUGCUGGAUGGGGUUGGUGGCCACCCCUCCGGUCUCUCUGGAAGUCUUCCCUAGCGUCCCUCUGCCCAGCUCUCCGGAGGAACCUGGAGGCUCGCAUACUCCCUGGCACCCACACCCCUCGGCCUCUCCCAGAGCAGCAGUACCUGGGCCUCGGUGGACACCAUGAAGAGGAGCCCCUGGGUCUGCUGCCCCCGUCCCCUCCUACCAGCCUCAGUUUCCCUGCCAUCCUCGCCCGGCCAAGGCCCUGGCAGAAGCCCCUGGCGUUGCUUUCCUUUUCUUGCAUGCCACGGCAAUCUCAGAACUCGCUGCACUCCCGGGAAGACUCCCAUACCUGAGGGGGCCAGUCCUCCACAGGCCAUGCCCCAGAUGCACGCACAGGCAAGAAUACUCAGGCCCUAACACGCGGGAGUCCCAGAAGAAGGGGUGAUUUCCGCCUCCCACUUUAGUUACUCUGCCCCUCUGCAGUUGACUAAGCCAGCAAGAUCCAGCCAGGGCAUCCCCACUUCUGACCUGAGAGCCAGCUCCCCAUCCUGAAAAACCUGUCUGGGGGCCUGCCCUGAGGCUGUAGGACCCAAAGGGCAGGUUGGACAGGAUUCCCCUCCAGCCACUCCCACCCCAAGACAAAAUCAGCCACCCCAGGGGCCAGGCCUCACUUGCCUCAGGAAACCUCAGCCUGCCAGCACCUGUCCCAGCUCCCAGCCCAGCUAUGGCAUCCCCGCUGCCCUUCCGGACCUUGCCCUUGAACCUGAUUCUGCUGACUGUCCUGGCCCUGGGGGCUGCAGACUUCAACAUCUCAAGCGUUUCUGGUCUGCUGUCCCCGGCGCUGACGGAGAGCCUGCUAGUUGCUUUGCCCCCCUGUCACCUCACAGGGGGCAAUGCCACGCUGAUGGUCCGGAGAGCCAAUGACAGCAAAGUGGUGAAAUCCAGCUUCAUGGUGCCUCCGUGCCGUGGGCGCCGGGAGCUGGUGAGCGUGGUGGACAGCGGGGCUGGCUUCACCGUCACCCGGCUCAGUGCAUACCAGGUGACAAACCUCGUGCCAGGAACCAAAUACUACCUUUCCUACCUAGUGACGAAGGGGGCAUCCACUGAGUCCAGUAGAGAGAUCCCAAUGUCCACGCUUCCUUGGAGGAAGAUGGAAUCCAUUGGGCUGGGGAUGGCCCGGACGGGGGGCAUGGUAGUCAUCACGGUGCUGCUCUCUGUCGCCAUGUUCCUUCUGGUGGUGGGCUUCAUUAUCGCCCUGGCACUGGGCGCCCGAAGGUGAGGAGGCCCUCACCAGGCAGCAGGCCUCCAGAGGGUCCGCGACGCGAUCCCCAGCCCCCCGCUUUGCCCUCUGUGCCUGCCUCCUUUCCUGAAAACGCCGCCUGCUCCCAGACCUCAACCUGGAGGCUUUGGCUCUUUCAAUGGCUUCACCUCCCCUCCCUGCCCCCUCUCACUGGAGCCCUUUCCUCCCUCUGCCCCUCCCCUUGUCCCCAGUGCCUCACCUUUUCCCCACACUUCCUGUCCUCCCCUCACCCCCACUCUUGUCAGAAUUGGCGCUCCUUCCACCUCACCUCUUUAAUCUCCCCCUCCCUCAGCAGUUCACCCCUCCCGCAGUGAUGGAAGUCUCCAGAAUAAAGUCUGCUGCCGCCUCUGCUGUGUGUUUCCCUUUCAUGUGCUCCGCCUGUAUGGAACCGAAUCCCCGAAUCCCCCCGUUAGGCUCCCAGUCCGCCCUCCUUG
Panthera uncia (snow leopard) is the source of this 2197-nucleotide messenger RNA. It is a transcript of the gene UPK2, whose product is annotated as uroplakin 2. The record is from RefSeq and is a predicted model, not a curated record. Bases 1188 to 1742 code for a protein of 184 amino acids. Gene Ontology annotation, cellular component: apical plasma membrane. The transcript is spliced from 7 exons. NCBI's taxonomy places the organism in Eukaryota, Metazoa, Chordata, Mammalia, Carnivora, Felidae. Gene Ontology annotation, biological process: epithelial cell differentiation.